This is a messenger RNA of Chenopodium quinoa (quinoa), 1627 nucleotides long. RefSeq names its product probable aldo-keto reductase 1. Gene Ontology annotation, cellular component: cytoplasm. Lineage: Eukaryota; Viridiplantae; Streptophyta; Magnoliopsida; Caryophyllales; Amaranthaceae. The transcript is spliced from 7 exons. Bases 438 to 1487 code for a protein of 349 amino acids. The record is from RefSeq and is a predicted model, not a curated record.
ACCAUUGUUGAAUAAAAUACUGAAAUAUUGCUUUCUGGGUGACAAAUCCAAUCAUAUUAUAAUCCCGGCCUAUAAGAUGAAGUAUCAUAUUCUAUGACCUAUAGUUUUAUCCUGAUCAAUUAUAUAUUAAUAGGAAUCAACUGUCCUAAUCUCAAGAGUCUCCACAUGCUAUGAGAUCUAUCACAUAAUGCACGCAUUUUUUUAUUUCUUCUUUAUUCAUAAGUGUUUUUUAGUUGACUAUAAAUGUGCUUAGUCUAUAAUUAUAUUCGAUUAGACUCAUGGAAUCAACUACAAAUAUGUGCUUUUCUAUAAAAAAAUAUUAUUGUCAGAAUUUUUUUCUGGUUUAUAAUGGCUAACGCGGUAAGGUAGGAGUAGAACUGAUCUUCUCUAGUCAAGUUGAGGAAAGGAAGAAAGAAGUGCAACUGUGCAAGGUUGUGAUGGAAAGAGAAGAGCGAGAACUUGAAGUUCCAAGGGUCAAACUUGGAAGCCAAGGACUUGAGGUAUCAAGGUUGGGGUUUGGAUGCCAGGGCUUAACUGGCCUCUUUGAUAUUCCUGCAGCUGAAGAGACCGGGAUUGCUAUUAUUUAUGAUGCAUUUCACAAAGGAGUCACUUUCUUUGAUACAGCAGAUUUCUAUGGGGGAUAUACGAAUGAAGUGAUUGUUGGAAAGGCACUGAAAUAUAUUCCUAGGGAAAAAGUUCAGAUAGCUAGCAAGUUUGGCAUUGUGAGCCUAGGCCCUCCUCAAAUGAUAGUGAAGGGAACACGGGAAUAUGUACGUUCAUGCUGCGAAGCUAGCUUGCAGCGCCUUAAUGUAGAUUACAUUGAUCUAUAUUACCAGCACCGUGUUGAUACUUCAGUACCCAUAGAGGAAACGAUGGGAGAGCUUAAGAAGCUAGUGGAAGAAGGGAAAAUUCGGUAUAUAGGACUGUCAGAGGCAAGUCCUGACACCAUCAGAAGGGCCCAUGCUGUUCAUCCUAUCUCUACUGUGCAGAUGGAGUGGUCUCUGUGGACUCGGGACAUCGAGGAAGAGAUUGUUCCCCUUUGCAGAGAACUUGGGAUUGGUAUUGUUGUGUACAGCCCUCUUGGCCGAGGAUUUUUCGCUGGAAAAGGAAUUGUGGAGGCUCUGCCUCAAAAUAGUUUCUUGGCCAAUCACCCUCGACAUCGUUCAGAGAGUUUGGACAAAAACAAGAUGAUAUAUGAUAGGCUGGAGAAAAUCUCCAAGAAACAUGGAUGCACACCAGCUCAACUAGCUCUUUCAUGGAUUAUGCGCCAAGGGAAUGAUGUAGUUCCCAUUCCUGGAACAACCAAAAUCAAGAACUUGGAUACCAACAUUGGAUCCUUGAAGGUCAAGCUCACUGAAGAAGAAUCCAAAGAAGUGUCUGAUGCUGUGCCACUCUGUGAGGUUGCUGGUGACAGAACAUAUGAAGGCAUGAUUGCAAAGACAUGGAAGUUCGCAAAUACACCUCCAUUGGAUCACCCUCAAAACUGAUUUUUUCUAGAAGGUCAGACGAAAAGUUGAACCUGAAUGUAUCAUGCAAUUCAUGCAAUCCUUUUUUUUGACAAAUUCGAAACAUAUUUCCUUAAACAUGACUAAAAACAUGAAAUCCACUGACUGAAUCUCCUCUUGAA